Messenger RNA from Tachysurus vachellii, 5280 nucleotides. RefSeq names its product NACHT, LRR and PYD domains-containing protein 3-like. NCBI's taxonomy places the organism in Eukaryota, Metazoa, Chordata, Actinopteri, Siluriformes, Bagridae. The coding region runs from base 145 to 3891 and encodes 1248 amino acids. The record is from RefSeq and is a predicted model, not a curated record. Gene Ontology annotation, molecular function: protein binding. The transcript has 16 exons.
GUGAGAAUGAAGUGAAAGUCAGCAGCUCCAUUUUGUGUGGAGUGAAAACUAAAAGAUUUCAGGAGUAAAAACACAGGUUUAAUUUAACACACCGAUGUUGGAGUGAAGUAAACGUGUGUCCUGCUGUAAUCUGGAGAAGGAGACAUGACCUCCAACAUGAGUGUGUCUGGAAAACAGGACAUAAAGAAAGAUGAGAGACUGAUGGAGGGAAAGAGAUCAGACUCACCAGAACCCAGCUGUGUCUCCAUGAAGAGUGAUGCAUCAAAGGAACUUCCAAUUGCCUUCAGAGACAGUUCUACUGGUGUGAGAAUGAUGGAGGGAAAGAGAUCAGACUCACCAGAACCCAGCUGUGUGUCCAUGAAGAGUGACCAGUCAAUGGGAUGUCCACUUAAAUUCAGAGCCAGAGACAGUUCUACUGAUGUGAGACCACAAAAAUCAAACAUCAGCAGAAAUCAGCUGGACUCUAUAUUCAAGGAGCUGGAACACAAAGUCAUCACUCUGAUAAAGAAUGAGCUGAAGAGGUUUAGGAAGCUCCUGAGUCCUGAUUACCCAGCAUGCACUGAGAGGGAGGUGGAGGUUGAGGAGGAUCUGCACAGUGUCAGAGACGGAGUGCUGAAGAUCACACUGCACGUCCUGAAGAACAUGAACCACACAGAUCUCGCUAACACACUGCACAACAAACUCGCCCCUGUGUAUCAGCCAAAGUUGAAGUCCAAGCUGAGAGAGAAGUUUAAAAGAAUUAAUGAAGGAAUCUCAAAGCAUGGAAGCUCAGCACUUCUGAAUGAGAUCUACACUGAGCUCUACAUCACAGAGGGUUGGAGUGGAGAUGUCAAUAAUGAACAUGAGGUUAGACAGAUUGAGGCAGCGUCCAGGAGACCAGCAACACAGGAGAAACCCAUCAAAUGUAAUGAGAUCUUUAAAGACAAGUCCAUCAGAACUGUGCUGACUAAAGGAGUUGCUGGAAUUGGAAAAACAGUCUCUGUGCAGAAGUUCAUUCUGGACUGGGCUGAAGGAGAAGUAAAUCAGGACGUCACCUUCAUAUUUCCACUUCCCUUUAGAGAGCUGAAUCUGAUGAAGCAGCAAAAUCUCAGUCUGAUGAAACUACUUCAUCAUUUUUUCCCAGAACUAAGAAAACUAGAAUCAAUAGACUGUGAGUCCUACAAAGUGGUGUUGAUCUUUGAUGGUCUGGAUGAGUGUCGACUUCCUCUAAAUUUCCAGAAGAAUGAGAUAUUGUGUGAUGUGACAGAGUCAGCCUUAGUGGAUGUGCUGCUGACGAACCUCAUCAAGGGGAAUCUGCUUCCCUCUGCUCUCCUCUGGAUAACCACAAGACCAGGAGCAGCCAAUCAGAUCCCUCCUGAGUGUGUAGACCAGGUAACAGAGGUACGAGGCUUCAGUGAUCCUCAGAAAGAGGAGUACUUCAGGAGGAGGAUCAGUGAUCAGAGCCUGGCCAAUAAAAUCAUCACUCACCUGAAGUCUUCAAGAAGCCUCUACAUCAUGUGCCACAUCCCAGUCUUCUGCUGGAUCUCAGCCACUGUUCUAGAACAAAUCUUGGAUGAAGCAGAGGGUGGAGACAUCCCCAAGACUCUGACUCAAAUGUACACACACUUCCUGAUCUUUCAGAUCAAACACAAGGACCAAAAGUACCAUCAGAAAUGUGACCCUGAUCCUCAGCAGACCAGAGAGACUAUCAUGGCACUGGGAAAACUGGCUUUCCACCAGCUGGAGAAAGGAAACCUGAUCUUCUAUGAGGAAGACCUGAGAGAGUGUGGCAUUGAUGUCAGAGAAGUGUCAGUGUACUCAGGAGUGUGUACCCAGAUCUUCAGAGAGGAGUCUGAGCUUCACCAGGGGAAAGUGUUCAGCUUCGUACAUUUGAGUGUUCAGGAGUUUCUGGCUGCUUUAUAUGUAUUUCUGUAUUUUAUUUCAAAAAAGAGAAAUGUGUUAGUGAAGCAAGAUCUUAAAAGUUUCAGUUCCAUCAGGAAGUCAAACAUGUCUGAUCUCCUCAGGAGUGCAUUGGACAAGGCCUUACAGAGUGAGAAUGGACACCUGGACCUGUUCCUCCGCUUCCUUCUGGGUCUCUCACUGAAGACCAAUCAAACUCUUUUACAAGACUUAAUGCCACAGACAGGAAGCAGAUCUCACAGCAAACAGGAAACAGUGAAGUACAUCAAGGAGAAGAUCAGGGAGAAUCCAUCUCCAGAGAAAUCCAUCAAUCUGUUCCACUGUCUGAAUGAACUGAAUGAUCAUUCACUAGUGCAGGAAGUACAAACUUACCUGACCAGAGAAGGUAACAGUCGUCUCAGAGGAAUCAGUCUCUCUCCUGCUCAGUGGUCAGCUCUGGUGUUUGUGUUACUGACCUCAGAACAGGAGCUGGAUGUGUUUGAAUUGAGGAACUAUUAUCCAUCAGAUGAAUGUCUUCUGAGGCUGCUGCCAGUGGUCAAAGCCUCCAGAAAAGCUGAUCUGUGUCGGUGUAAUCUGACAGAGGAAAGCUGUAGAGUUCUGUCCUCAGUUCUCAUCUCAAACUCCUCCAGUCUGAGAGAACUGAACCUGAGUAACAAUAAACUGCAGGAUUCAGGAGUGAAGCUGCUCUCUGAUGGACUGAAGAAUCCACACUGUACACUGGAGAUACUGAGUCUCUUUCAGUGUAAUCUGACAGAGGAAAGCUGUAGAGUUCUGUCCUCAGUUCUCAGCUCAAACUCCUCCAGUCUGAGAGAACUGAACCUGAGUAACAAUAAACUGCAGGAUUCAGGAGUGAAGCUGCUCUCUGAUGGACUGAAGAAUCCACACUGUACACUGGAGAUACUGAGUCUGUGGGAGUGUGAUCUGACAGAGGAAAGCUGUAGAGUUCUGUCCUCAGUUCUCAGCUCAAACUCCUCCAGUCUGAGAGAACUGUACUUGAGUUACAAUAAACUGCAGGAUUCAGGAGUGAAGCUGCUCUCUGAUGGACUGAAGAAUCCACACUGUACACUGGAGAUACUGAGCCUGCGUUGGUGUAAUCUGACAGAGGAAAGCUGUAGAGUUCUGUCCUCAGUUCUCAGCUCAAACUCCUCCAGUCUGAGAGAACUGGAUCUGAGUGACAAUAAACUGCUGCAGGAUUCAGGAGUGAAGCUGCUCUCUGAUGGACUGAAGAAUCCACACUGUACACUGGAGAUACUGAGUCUGUGGGAGUGUGAUCUGACAGAGGAAAGCUGUAGAGUUCUGUCCUCAGUUCUCAGCUCAAACUCCUCCAGUCUGAGAGAACUGAACCUGAGUAACAAUAAACUGCAGGAUUCAGGAGUGAAGCUGCUCUCUGAUGGACUGAAGAAUCCACACUGUACACUGGAGAUACUGAGUCUGCGUUGGUGUAAUCUGACAGAGGAAAGCUGUAGAGUUCUGUCCUCAGUUCUCAGCUCAAACUCCUCCAGUCUGAGAGAACUGAACCUGAGUAACAAUAAACUGCAGGAUUCAGGAGUGAAGCUGCUCUCUGAUGGACUGAAGAAUCCACACUGUACACUGGAGAUACUGAGUCUGUAUGACUGUAAUCUGACAGAGGAAAGCUGUAGAGUUCUGUCCUCAGUUCUCAGCUCAAACUCCUCCAGUCUGAGAGAACUGGACCUGAGAUGCAAUAAACUGCAGGAUUCAGGAGUGAAGCUGCUCUCUGAUGGACUGAAGAAUCCACACUGUACACUGGAGAUACUGAGGAUGAUUAACUGCAGUAUUACAGAUGAAGGUUGUGCUGCUCUGGCUUCAGCUCUGAGGUCAAACUCCUCAUCACACCUGAGAGAACUGGAUCUGUACUAUAAUAAUCCAGGAGAAUCAGGAGUGAAGCUGCUCUCUGAUCUGCUGAAGGAUCCACACUGUAAACUGGAGACGCUAGACAUUAAGUAUGAUACACUCACCAGGUCUGGUGUGUGACAGGAGUCUCUCCUCAGACCUUUUUUCCAGGAUAAAGCAGUUAUGGUGGUGAAGCAUUAGAACACGUCCCACAUUUCCAGCAGUUUGGGAGCUGAAUCAUUCAUAUUCAGAUGUAGAAGAUCCAUAACAAUAACUGUGACUGAUCACAUCCUUUUAUCCUCUCAGCUACAACUUCACACUUUAACAUAUUUUACAAUCCAAAGUCAAAUCCUUCAGCAUCUACACACAACACAGAGAUAUCAUCACAUCAUUACAAUGAUUACACAAAUACACAUCCAUGUGUUACAGAUGUUUAUACAUUAUUUUACCUCUUUAAUUGUGUCUCAAAUUUGUUUCUCUACAGAUGAUUGACUCACAGUUGUGAUCUUGAUUUAUUAUGUUGGCUUUGUAGAAGCCAACAUUCUGUUUUCCUACUUAAGCUUAGACAAAAAUUUAUAAAUUGUAACUCGUCCUAGGGCUUUUGAGCCACAUGCACCUUUCGAACUAUCUACACCCGGGGUGUCAAACAUAGGCCCGCUGGCGGAAACUGGCCCGCCAGGGAGUUCAGUCCGGGCCGGGGAUGAAUGUGCAAUAUGAAAACAAAAUCAUUUUCGUUUUCGGCGUAACUACCAGCAGAUGGUAGUAUUGAGCUUCAGGGUCUGAGUGGCAUUUUAGUCAAUAACUCAGGAGUUAUUGACCCGCUCCUUCAGUUCUCUCCAGCGCUGGAAAGCUGAUCCUAUAUUAACACUAAUUCCUACUUCUUGCUUUAUCGUAAGCCUUUCUUCGCUUUUUUCUUUGUUUUUAUCAUCCAAUUCAAUGUUUAAACCGCUUUCUGUUAAUGUCACACAUGCGCACUGAACACUCUCUCCGCCCAUAUUGACAAGACCCGCCCCUUUCUGCUCAUUGGCUACACGUUUGUUUUGAUUUUUGUUUUGUUUGGUGGCCCAACGCAGUUUUCUGAAGCAUUUCUCAAGUAUCGGAGACCCUGUCUUUACAUGAGAUUCUAAAAUUGGCUGCUACUCAGGACAUAAUGCCUGAUAUUGAUGCACUUGUGCAGGCUAAAAGAUGCCAAGUUUCAGGGGCAAAUUGAUCAAAUAAAUUUGUUUACUUAAAAAACAUACAUACUUACGAAUAAAUUAACAAUUUUUACGAAUAUUUUCUUUUUAAAACAGCUGCCACUUAAGAUUUUAAGUGUGUGGAGUCAAUUCAUGUAUUCAGCAUUGCUUCCCGGAAUUGGAAAUUGGAUUUUAAACAAUUUCUAUAAUUUGAUGUUUGAUUUAUGUUAACAUGCAGGACAGUGUUUUUAAGUUCCACAAAUCUGUGACUAAAUGUUUUGCACCACUGUACAAUAACUGUGUUCUUAUGUGUUCUUCUGUGUUCUUACUUAAAUAAAUGUUAAACUGGGUGAAA